This is a messenger RNA of Cladocopium goreaui, 807 nucleotides long. The record is from the annotation of a GenBank genome assembly. Lineage: Eukaryota; Dinophyceae; Suessiales; Symbiodiniaceae.
AUGUCCUCACUUCCUCAAACGCGUCAAAGCAACCUGUCCUGUCCCGCCUGGAGUCUUGGGAGGUAUUUGGUGAGUCCACCCUUCACAAGUCCAGCAGCAGCCGAUGAGCUAAAGGGCUUCUUCGACAGCUUCAUCAAGGGCUUUGAUUCCAAGUUUGACAAAGUGCGAUGGGUGCAGAUCCUUUCGAUCAUUGCGAAACCCCAGACGCCUGCAGUAGCCCUCGAUCUCAUUGCGCCCUUUGAGGAAGCCAUGUCUGGCAGCCGAGAUGCCAAGUUUCUGUGGCAGACCUUGAAGGGGGAAAAGCUCACUCUAUCUGGAGACACAGAGGCAGCCAAGGAGCUGCUUGACAACUUGGGGUCCGAAAUUGAAGCCGCCUACGAGGUGCAGGCAUUGAUUCAGUCGCACUUCCACAAGACCAAGGCGUUGCUUUGGAAGACUCUGAGUCGGCCCCAAGAGUUCUACAAGAGCUCCAUCCUGUAUUUAGCGUUCACCCCACUCGAAGCUAUCCCAGUAGAGGAGCGACCGCGCAUUGCUUUUGAGACGGUGGUCUCCGCCUUGGUGGCUGAAGAGGAGUUCAACUUUGGCGAGUUGACUCAGCAGGAGAUCAUUCCAUCUUUGGAAGGCUCUCCUUUUGCUUGGAUCAGAGAACUUCUACAGGCCUUCAGUGAAGGUAAAUUCGAUUUGUUUGACAGCGCCCUUGCCAAAAACAAAGCUCAGAUGGACGCCACUCCUGAGCUGAAGUCCGCAGGAGACACUCUCAGGCCUUGGAAGAGAUCAGUGCAAUGUGAUCAGCGUGUGAUCAUAUGA